Messenger RNA from Clunio marinus, 696 nucleotides. Lineage: Eukaryota; Metazoa; Arthropoda; Insecta; Diptera; Chironomidae. The record is from the annotation of a GenBank genome assembly.
AUGCUGAAUCUUUACGAUGAUGUUGCAACGAAUGGUUUUCUUUUUGUAUGCGAAAGGGCUCAGCAUUUUCCUUUCGUUUUUCCUCAGAAAACAGCAGUGAAGGAAGAGGAGAGAGAGAAGGAGAGACAGAGGGAAGCAAGGGACGAAAGUGGAUUGGAAAAUCGGCAGCCAGGAAAAAAGCAGUUGCAGUUGCGUAUUAGAAAUGGUGAAAGGAACGAGAAAAAUGUGCUCCACAAUCUAGGUACUGUGAAAACAACUCCAAACGCUCUUCAGCUUAUUCGCAUGAAAGGCACGAAUUUUGUGCGAGAAAAGCUGAAACUUGCACCACGAAACCAAACCGAAAAAACCACCCGAAAAACUGUUUUUCACAUUGAGACUGUACGUGAUAUAAAUUUCCCUUUCGUUUUUCAUCACCCACCCACACAAAACGUUCCUUCCUAUAAGAAGCUCAGAGCAUUAAAACUUUCUGCAAUAACAGCAGUGAAAACACAACAUUUCCUUCGUCAAAAUGUGACCUUCCCAAGUUGCGUUUUUAUUUUCUGUUUUCUUCUAUUUCUCACGCACCCACACAGAGAAUCAGAAAGCACAAAAACGGAAAUCACUAAAACAUUCGCAAGAAAAACUGCUUUCAAUGCUUACUCUGCAUUACGCCAUAGAGAACGGAAAGUUUCAGCUUGUUGUCCUUUUCCAACAUGA